This is a messenger RNA of Aptenodytes forsteri (emperor penguin), 6153 nucleotides long. RefSeq names its product synaptotagmin like 2 (gene SYTL2). Gene Ontology annotation, molecular function: neurexin family protein binding; small GTPase binding. The record is from RefSeq and is a predicted model, not a curated record. Gene Ontology annotation, cellular component: plasma membrane; exocytic vesicle. The coding region runs from base 1 to 6153 and encodes 2050 amino acids. The transcript is spliced from 22 exons. Lineage: Eukaryota; Metazoa; Chordata; Aves; Sphenisciformes; Spheniscidae. Gene Ontology annotation, biological process: intracellular protein transport; exocytosis.
AUGAUUGACCUAAGCUUCCUGACAGAGGAGGAACAGGAGGCAAUAAUGAAGGUGCUGCAACGGGAUGCAGAGCUUAAAAGAGCUGAAGAAGAGAGAGUCAGGCAUUUACCAGAAAAAGUCAAAGAUGAUGUUCAGCUAAAGAAUAUGAGUGGGCAGUGGUUUUAUGAAGCAAAGUCAAAGAGGCACAGAGAUAAGAUACAUGGAGCAGAUAUUAUUAGAGCUUCCAUGCGACGGAAGCCUGCCACUCUUGCUGAAGUGAGUCAGAACAAAUCAAACAAAGCAAAGAACAGCUGGGUAAGCAAUGUUAAUAAAGAAGUCUUUGUGCCACCAGAACUAUAUGGCAUUGUGGAACAUCAAGAAGAAGAACAACAACUGAAAUCUAGUUCAAGUCCUUCUCUGUACGUCAUCUGUUUUUUCUUUGCAGCAAGGCUUGUCUCCUACUAUGCAUUUGUACAGUAUCUAGUAGCAGUUGAAUCUUUCACUUUCGUGGUCUGCAAACUGGGCGCGCACGUUCACGAUGAAUGGCACCAAAGCUCUAAAACAAUAACCUCUGUGUUAGACAAACCAGAGGAAAGACCUAUGAAGGCAGCAAUCUCACCAGUAAAGCAAAGGAGAAAUCCAUUUAAUUCCACUGCAUCAGGUGAUAACGUGAACAGUGGGGAAUCAGAAAACAGACCAGCCACUCUACCUCAGCUAUCAAAGAAGGAACUUCUGUCACUCUCAGAAGAGAGCCAGUCUAAACCAAACUUACAAAAUGAUGAAACAGAGAAACAUAAGAAGCCUUCUGUAGAACCUACUGAUGAAUCGCAGAAGGGACUAGUUAAACGUCCUGUCCCAAAAGCUAGAAAAUUAAUUCACAAAGCAACAGAUCCUGUGUUGCAAAGAGAAGACUUUGUUCCAAAACCAGCCAAACGGACUGAGAGGAUGAAUGGCAUUGGUAUACCACCCAGGGGCAUUCUGAAGCGCAGUUCAAGUUCAAGUUCCACUGACUCAGAAGUUCGUGUUAGUCAGAUGUUAGAUGUUCAGAAAAAGAAUGCUCUUCCUACUGCAACUAUUUUUGAAGGAGAAGCUGAGAAGAACUCUCUUAUGGAAGAAGUGGAAGACUCCACACAAAUUUCACUGGAAAAACUAAAACAAGUGAGGUUCUCAUCUAGCACAGGUAGAGGAGAACCUCUGCAAAGCCCACAGCUACACCAUGGUAGAGAAAAAGGAGAGUUUGAUUUGUUAGAAUCUGAUGAAAUAAAGAGUAGUGGAAAUGAUGCUAUUAGAUCAGAUUCAUUUGGGAAUAAGCAAAUUUCUGCUGUAAAGCCUUUGGGAACCUAUUCAUCAGCUUUACAAGUAAAAACAAUAGAUGGCUUACAAGAUGAUACAUCGGCAUCCGGUCCUUGUGACACUAAGAGGUCAGUCUUCCUGGUUAAUGAAGCCUUGCAGACAAAGACAGUUACUCCUAAGAAACUUGAAACUCCACAGAAGACCUCCAGCAAUAUCCUGCCAAAUAGCAAUAAUGAACCGAGUGUUGAUGAGACACGUGAAUAUAAAGCCAACCAGUUCUUGAGCCAUGAAUCAGUGUCACACAAAAACUCUACCGACGCACAUCAGCUUUCUGCUAAGACAGAAGCACAUGAGGUGUCAAAUACCAAUUCUGCAAGUCUUCAACAAGGUAAGCCUGAUCCUGUUGAGGAGCGAGAUGCUAAAACCACUUUCAAGCCUGACAAACAUGCUGAUGAACUCAUGAAAGUGGCCGAUGAAUCUGUAUCAAAAGUUUUAGAUUGGUUUAAAAGAAGUUCUGGUUCUGAAGAUAGGAAACGUGUAUCAGCUAGUUCCCAAGGCAGGGAACCCAAAGAGGAAGUGGACAUCUCAACCAGAACAGCAGUUCUUCCUGCAGAACACAGUGGGCCUAGCAUGGAUGGAAAAACGGAAAUUAGAGAAGAGUUACCGUUUAGAAAGAUUAAACAACGGAACAGUAUUUCACCUACAUCAUUUAUUUCAAAAGAUACACAGCUGUUAAAAGAGAGGAUGAAACCUAAGAAAGGGGAAAAGAAUGAAGAGCAAAAUGACAAAUUGCUAACUGAAUUUGACUGUACAAGAGUUGAAGAAAAAGAACGUGGUCAAGAAAUCAAGCAACAAAAUCAAAAAUCAAAUCUCUUGGAACAUCAAGAACACAAGCUACCAGCUCAGAAAUGUGAAUCGGAGAAGGCAAUACAAGAAAAAAGAAAAAUAAGGAAGAUCAGAGUAUUCUGGGAAAGGGAUAAAACUAUCCCCAGUCGUGGAGAGAAAGAAGUUAGUAUCAAUACUGAUGCAUCAGGUGGCAGUGCAUUGAAAGGUCUCAGAGAAAGUGAUAAAAUAAAACCAACUGUGGUAUACCCACCUAAUGGAUUGGAUGAUCACAGCAAGAAUAUGUUAAGAAGUGCUGAACUAAGUUGUACAAGCCAGGCUUCAAGAAAUGAAUAUCAAAACUCAAAAGAGUUUGGACUGGGCCAUGCAGUUGAAAAGCCAGAAAGAACACUUCCAUCUGAUGGUGAAGUUCAUGACUAUACAGAAUCGCCAAAAGCCAGUAACUUGCAGCCAAGUGUUGGUGCCACUUCAGCUUCCCCAGAAAGCAAAGACAAAGAUGAGAAAGAAACACUUAAAGGAGAAGUUGCUGCUUGUUCCCAACAGAAGCCCAGCUUCCAGGUUUUGUCUUUAAAAGAAAAAAUGAAUGAAAAGUCCAAGAAUCAAAAUUCAGAUCCUUUACAAUUCCAGAGAUCUCCUACCCUGAAAGGUCUGAAUGUGACACACACAAAAAAUACAGACUCUGUCCAGCUGGACAGAAAACCAGUUAUCUCAAAACUCCAGGGAAAGAUGAGUCUUCCAGAGCAAGAAGCUAAAGAACGUGUAGAAAAAAGUGAUGUUUCAUCAAAAGAACAUCCUCUUGAGGGUUCUCAUAAGGCUCAAGCUGGUUUGCAGAACCUGCUCAGAGAAACCUUUGCAUUUCAACCUUCUGAAUAUAGAAGGGUGGGAAUGAAAACAUCCAAUGAUAUGAAUAGUAUAUCACUAACUAAUUGUAGUGUAGAAUCAACAUGCCAAGAAGAUACAGGUCAGCCUGAAGAGGUCAAUGAGACCACAGAAAAAUCUGUUGCCCCAUCCAAGGUCAGUGGCUUGAGUUCUGCUUUAGAGAAGCUGCUGAAGGAGGCCUCUGAAACACCACCUCCUAAACCAAAACGUGCCGACCGCACAGUAUGGGGGACUGCUGACGUGGAAGUUAAAAGCACGACCUAUGAGCAUGAUGGAGAGUUGCCGCAGGAAAUCAGUGAGACCAUAGAAAAGUCUGUUGCCCCAUCCAAGGACGGUGGCUUGAGUUCUGCUUUAGAGAAGCUGCUGAAGGAGGCCUCUGAAACACCACCUCCUAAACCAAAACGUGCCGACCGCACAGUAUGGGGGACUGCUGACGUGGAAGUUAAAAGCACGACCUAUGAGCAUGAUGGAGAGUUGCCGCAGGAAAUCAGUGAGACCAUAGAAAAGUCUGUUGCCCCAUCCAAGGUCGGUGGCUUGAGUUCUGCUUUAGAGAAGCUGCUGAAGGAGGCCUCUGAAACACCACCUCCUAAACCAAAACGUGCCGACCGCACAGUAUGGGGGACUGCUGACGUGGAAGUUAAAAGCACGACCUAUGAGCAUGAUGGAGAGUUGCCGCAGGAAAUCAGUGAGACCAUAGAAAAGUCUGUUGCCCCAUCCAAGGUCAGUGGCUUGAGUUCUGCUUUAGAGAAGCUGCUGAAGGAGGCCUCUGAAACACCACCUCCUAAACCAAAACGUGCCGACCGCACAGUAUGGGGGACUGCUGACGUGGAAGUUAAAAGCACGACCUAUGAGCAUGAUGGAGAGUUGCCGCAGGAAAUCAGUGAGACCAUAGAAAGAUCUGCACUGUCCAAGGCUGAAUAUGGAGUAUUUGAUGUUAAUUUGCAGAAGCUACUGAAAGAGGUGUCUGAAACACCAGCUUCUGUGCUGGAAAAUAUGGAUAAGAAAAUGCAAGGUAAAAUACAGACUAGUCAAAGUAUGAAUGCUUCACAUCAACGAGAGAGAGAUCAUCCUCAAGAAAUACAAGAAACAAUAGAAAAAACUUCUGUUUCAAAUAUUGCAAAAUUCAGUGAAUUCAGUUGCUCUUUAGAAAAACUUCUUCAAGAAGCAUCUGAAGUUUCAUGUCCAAUAUCCAAAGAGUUACAUAAACAAGGAAAGUUUGGGGAUCAUAUGUUUCCAUCACAAAAAGAGACUCUAUUCAUGACAAUGUCACAGCCACAUAAUGCUUUAAGUAGCUAUCAUACACAGAUGAAGAUAGCUAUGAAAGGGGGAGCUCCAGAACAAAAUAUCAAAGCUUCAGUAAAUGAUCUUGCAGUAAGUGAAAUUGAAGCUUCUGAUCUUCCUAAAAGAAAUGGAGCUAUUAAUAAAAUAGAAGAGAGAAAUAUGGCUCCAGUUGAUUCUCCUCCCUUAGAAAGAGACACCAAUAUGAUUGCAAUCAAGCCAUUCAAGAUAAACGAAAAAGGAAGGAGAGACGAAAGCACAUCCUUGGAUGCCUCUGAAAAGAAUUCAGAAUCUAAAGCACUGUCAAAAUUCGGAAGAGCAAGCACGCCACUUAAAGAUGAGAGCAACUCCCCCCAGCCAGAAGGAGCUCAGCUCUGCCUAAUGCCUCAGCAUGAGGAUAAUGAUGAAGAAGGGAACAGCUCAAAUUUGGGAUCCAAAUUUUCAGAUGAAAACUCUGAUUCCCACUCUGGAACCGGAAGUUCAACUCGUUCAGAAGAAGAAUUAAACCCUGUUUUGAUGGCUUUGAAAAGGAGUGCAGAUAGGAAAAUGCCUUCCAAAAGUCUAGAGGACAUUCCAUCAGCCACCUCAAAUAAAGGAAAAAUAAAUAAUCCAAAGGAAGAAUUAGCUCUUAGUGCUGAAGAUGGUCUGAAACCUGAUCAGCAUCAAGAGAGGAAUGAAAAUGCAGCAGGAAUUUCCACAGUGCCUUCAAAGCCUAAUAAGCUGUUUUCCAAUCCUGAAAAACUCAAAGGACUGAGCAAGUCAGUACCAUCAUUCCUACAGGAAGAGAGUGAUGACAGAGAGACAGAUACAGCAUCAGAAAGCAGUUAUUCCCUUGGCAGAAUCAAGAAGAGUCCCAGCUCUCUAACCAAUCUUAGCAGCUCUUCUGGCAUGGCCUCCUUAUCCUCUGUAAGCGGAAGUCUAAUGAGCAUCUACAGUGCAGACUUUGGCAAUGUUGAUGUGAAGGGGAGCAUUCAGUUUACUAUUGACUAUGUAGAACAGCUGAACGAGCUCCACAUUUUUAUUUGCCAAUGUAAAGACUUGGCAGUGGCAGAUGUUAAGCGACAGCGUUCAGACCCGUAUGUAAAGACCUACCUGCUUCCAGAGAAAUACAAGCUGGGCAAACGGAAGACCUCUGUGAAAAAGAAAACACUUAAUCCAGUCUAUAAUGAAAUACUGCGGUAUAAAAUUGAGAAGGGUCUCCUGAAGAACCAAAGCCUUAAUAUCUCUGUCUGGCACAAUGAUACCUUUGGGAGGAAUAGCUUCCUUGGUGAAGUGGAGCUGGAUUUAGGAACUUGGGACUGGAAUGAUAAAUCCAACAAGCAGAUCAACUGGUUUCCACUCAAGCCGAGGACUUCAACAAUGGCUCUUGAACUAGAAAACAGAGGGGAGAUGAAACUAGCCCUCCAGUAUGUCCCACACCCUGUUGGAGGAAAGAAGACUCUAUCUACUGGUGAGGUCCACAUCUGGGUGAAGGAAUGCCAUGACCUUCCUCUUCUGAGAGGCAACAGGCUCAACUCUUUUAUUAAGUGUACCAUUCUUCCAGACACUAGCAGAAAAAGUCGCCAGAAAACAAGAACAGUGGCAAAAACUACAAACCCAGUAUUCAACCACACCAUGGUCUAUGAUGGCUUUAGACCAGAAGAUUUGAAAGAAGCCUGCAUAGAACUCACAGUCUGGGAUCACAACAAACUAGCCAACCACUUUCUGGGAGGUCUCAGGAUAGGCCUUGGAACAGGCAAAAGCUAUGGAACUACAGUAGACUGGAUGGAUUCUACUUCAGAUGAAACUGCCCUUUGGGAGAAGAUGAUGAACUCGCCGAACACAUGGAUCGAAGAUACACUGCCUCUCAGGAUGCUAAUGGUUGCAAAAUUGACAAAAUAA